Molecule: messenger RNA, 655 nt
Organism: Gossypium arboreum
Lineage: Eukaryota; Viridiplantae; Streptophyta; Magnoliopsida; Malvales; Malvaceae
Product: basic blue protein-like
Exons: 2
Coding region: 151-534 (127 amino acids)
Cellular component (GO): plasma membrane
Molecular function (GO): electron transfer activity
Source: RefSeq, a predicted model, not a curated record
GUAAAAAUGUGUGGCAUAAUUUUGGCACAAUUUUAAAGUUAAAUUUAUUUGUUUCCAUAUUGUGCUGCACAUUAUGAAUAUAUAUAACAUAUACCACAGGGUGCUGUAGAAAAUCAUCGGUCCUUUUUAAGAAAAGAGAGCAAAAGAAAAAUGAGGAGAAGAGCAAUAAUAAUGGUAGUUUUGAUGGUCUUACAAUUUGGGGCCAUUCAUUCAAAGCCAACUACUUAUAUGGUUGGAGACGAAGAUGGCUGGGACUCAGGCCUUGACAUGGAAGGUUGGACUAAAGGAAAAAACUUCCAUGCCGGUGAUUUUCUGGUUUUCAAAUAUGAUAGUCAGCUGUCCGAUGUAGCGGUGGUAAAUCAAACCGGGCAUGAUUCAUGCACCCUUAAUGAAGGAGCCAAAGUGUUUCACUCCGGGAACGAUAAAAUUCAACUUGCCUUCGGGGCUAAUUAUUUCAUCGACACCGUCGCCGAUCUUUGUGCCGCCGGAAUGAAAAUGGCCAUCAACGCCACCGCACCUCCCCCAUCUGUUUAGUCUUUUUAUGACAGUGAUUAUAGAGUUUAGGUCGUUGGAUACGUAAUAAAAUCCCUUUUUUUUUAUACUAAAUCAUUUGCUUAUCUACAGUUAUUAAUAUAAUAAUAUCUUAAAUCUAAAA